This is a messenger RNA of Prosopis cineraria, 1333 nucleotides long. Its product is annotated as probable 6-phosphogluconolactonase 1. Bases 43 to 1077 code for a protein of 344 amino acids. Gene Ontology annotation, molecular function: 6-phosphogluconolactonase activity. Gene Ontology annotation, biological process: carbohydrate metabolic process; pentose-phosphate shunt. NCBI's taxonomy places the organism in Eukaryota, Viridiplantae, Streptophyta, Magnoliopsida, Fabales, Fabaceae. The record is from RefSeq and is a predicted model, not a curated record. The transcript has 3 exons.
GAUAGUGUUCAUAUUUCGUUCAACACAUACACUCUAAGAAACAUGGCCUUGCCUACUGUUUUCCUCGCUUCUUCUCUAUGCAUCCCACAAACCCAAAACAGGCCCUUGAGUGUCCCAAAGUCACACUCAGUACUGUCCCCAGCGACGUCGUCGCUGAUUCUGCCGCCCCAAGCGACAAAGAAAUUCCAUUUCCAGGACCAACCCCUGAAAUCCAGUAGGUCGGUUGGCACAGUGAAGGCAUUGCAGAGUGAUGAGAAUGGCAGAGUUUAUAAGAAUGUGGAAGUGUUCUCGUGGGAGCAUCUUCAUGAAUCUCUGGCUCAUGAUGUCGUUGAACUCUCCCGACAGGCCAUCGACGAUAAAGGAUCCUUCACGGUUGCCCUGGCCGAUACCUCUUCCAUCAGAUUCCUCAGCAAUCUGGUGAAAUCUGAAUACAGCAACAGAAUAGAUUGGUCCAAAUGGCAGUUUUUUUGGGUGGAAGAGGAAGUGUUCUUGCCGAGUUAUACGUUAAGGAAAACGCGAUUUUUCCCCAACGAGAUCCUCCACAGGGUCGCCUACGAAGAAUUUCUCUCCAUGGUGCAAAAGGCUGGGACUUUAAAUGUUGUUACCAUUGACUACGACAUAUCAGCUAAGGAAGAAGCAGCCGAACGUUACUCGAGGAACCUCAGAGAGUGGACUGAAAGAGGAUAUUUAAGAUCCGCGGCAUCGGGCCAUCCUAAGUUCGACCUGAUGUUGCUGGGCAUGGAGGCAGACGGACGCGUGGGUUCUCUGAUCCCCAACAAUCCUGUUCUUGAUGAGAGGGACAGGUGGGUGACUCACGUGGUGCACGAGACCGAGACGCGACUGACUCUGACUCUUCCGGUGAUCAAUUCUAGUUCCUACAUAGCAAUGGUGGUGACUGGUGAAGAUAAUGCUAAUGCAGUUUAUUCUGCUCUCAAUGAAGAAAUUGAUCCACAGGCUCCUCGCAAGAUUCCUGCUAAAUUCAUCUCACCUCUGGACGGACAACUCGCGUGGUACUUGGAUAGACCUGCUGCUUCGAGGCUCUUCAAGCAAGAGCUCCACGUCGACAAACGCUUUUAAGAUCGAUCACUUCAUAUUUGUAUCUUUGUUUUCGAUCGUUGGACUAUGAUCUCGACGUCUUUUGAAGAAAUAAAUCGUAGUCUGUUGUAUACGUCUCGCAGAUCGAUGACAUGUCUUGCUUUUGCGUUCGUUAUGCAUGGUUUUUCAUGUGUCGUUAGUUUAACUAGUAAGUAUGUAUGAAAGUAUUUUUUUUUAAUAUAAGUCAUAUGUAAUUAAUUUUUAUUAACGUGUGAAAUGAUAAAACAUAGUUCAAUAA